UCUUUCUUUUUCUACCUCUCUCCCCUCCCUCCCGCCUGCCUGCCUUCCUUUUUUCCUUCUUCUUCUUCUUUUUUUUUUUUUUAAUAUGAGGAAGGUAGCUUUAGUGAAAACAGGCUUUGGAGUUGAACCUACUUGGGUUCAAAUUCGAGUUCUGUCCACCACCGAGCCCUGUGCUCUGGAGGGGACUCGCUUUCCCAUCCGCGAAACGGUGACGGCGCCGCCUCCACCCCGCGGCGUUCGGGGCGGGCUGAAUGGGACGCCGAGUACUGGCUCCAGCCACGCCCUUCCCUCCCCGCCCCCGGCGCCGAGCGACUGCCAAGGCAGUGUCCCCAGGGGACCGAAACCGGGGCGGGGUCUCGGUCCCUCCGCGGAAGGAGGGAGCCGGUCCGUACCAGGCAGGAGUCGCCGCCCCGCGCCGCCGCGCUCCCCGAGCCAUGGCGCCUUCCCUGUGGCGGGCUUGCAACGGGCUCAUGGCCGCCUUCUUCGCAAUGGCGGCCUUCGUGCAGGUAAAUGAUCCAGAUGCAGAGCUGUGGGUGGUGGUGUACACAAUCCCUGCAGUACUGACCCUGCUUGUUGGACUUAACCCUCAAGUCACAGGUAAUGUUAUUUGGAAAAGUAUCUCUGCAAUACACAUACUCUUUUGUAUGGUGUGGGCUGUUGGCUUGGCGUACUACCUCUUGCGUCAUACACAACAGAACAUCUUACAUGAGGAAGAAGGCAGGGAGCUGUGUGGUCUGGUGAUUAUUACAGCAUGGAUUAUCCUGUGCCGCAGUUCCUCAAAAUGGAGUCUUGCUCUGUCCCCCCGGCCUGGAGUGCAGUGGCGCGAUCUCAGCUCACUGCAGUCUCCACCUCCUGGGUUCAAGCGAUUCUCCUGCCUCAGCCUCCCAAGUAGCUGGGACUACAGGCACCUGCCACCAUGCCCAGCUGUGAUUAAGCCAUCCUGAGAUGAGGUUUACCUGGAUGGGCCCUAAAUGUUACCAUAAGUGUCCUUGCAAGAC
Messenger RNA from Mandrillus leucophaeus (drill), 998 nucleotides. RefSeq names its product transmembrane protein 220 (gene TMEM220). The transcript has 7 exons. The coding region runs from base 252 to 944 and encodes 230 amino acids. The record is from RefSeq and is a predicted model, not a curated record. Lineage: Eukaryota; Metazoa; Chordata; Mammalia; Primates; Cercopithecidae.